AUGUCCUUGACGGCCGUAUUUGUGAUAGGCACGCUUGUUCGUGUGGUGGUUCCCACGCUAUUUCCACAAAUCACAGAUGCCUUGGCCUCGACUGUGGAAACAUCCACACCUAUAGACUCGUUCAGGUCGAUCCAGGAAGCAUUCUACCUAUUGAAAAACGACUUAGACGUGUACGAUGGAGGUAUCGUGUACCACCCUCCUUUGCUUGUUGCCGUGCUUAAUCUCGUGAAUGACGUUGUGCCUGAACAGUUUGUGUACAUUGUGUUCAAUGUGUUGUAUGCUGCUGUUGAUGUGGGCAUUGCCUGCAAGCUUAUAAGUAUCAACCAGUGGUACCACCAGCAUCAACAGAAAAGAAGCAAGAUCGAGGGGCUGCCAUUCAGCUCGACUUUCAUUGCUGCGUUCUACUUGUUCAAUCCGCUUAUGAUCUUGACCAAUUGGUCCCACUCAACUGCCACUUUUUCAUACUUUCUCGUGAUCGAGCUGGUUGCGCAAGUUGUGGUUGACGAAAACCCAUUCAGAGCCAUGAUUGCGCUUGCCGUGGCCGCCUACUUAUCCUUGACUCCGGCUUUUCUUGUGGUGCCUCUUGUUGCACUCGCCUACACAGUUUCACCUCAGCGGGACUUGACUAGAAUUGCUGUUCAGAGCGGUGCCAUCUUCCUUGCAUCCAUCGCCACCUUGAUCCUCCUUUCGUUCGUGCUUUCGGGCUCUCCAGACUUCCUUUACCAGUGCUACGGCAAUGUCUUGUUCUUUGACAAGUUCUCACCCAACAUGGGCCUCUGGUGGUACAUCUUCACCGAGAUGUUCGACUACUUCACACCGUUGUACAAGGGGAUUUUCAACUUAUACCACAUCAUUUUUGUGCUUCCCCUUACUGUGAGGUUCUUUGAGAAGUCAAGUGAGCCCCACCUUGGUGACUCCUUCUUAGCGGUGGUGAUGUCGUUUGCCUGGCUUUGCUUCUCCAAAUCCUACCCAAUCAUUGGUGACCUCGGUUUUGUCUUGUCAAUGUUGCCCAUUUUCAAGAAUACAGUCAUCCCACACACCAAGUUCAUGCUCAUUAACGCGUUGAUGCUUAUUGUUUGUUUGCUUCUCGCUCCAAUCUUCUACUACUGUUGGAUCGUGUUGGGCAACGGUAAUUCCAACUUCUUCUUCAGCAUGAGUCUCAUCUGGGGCGGCGUGUAUAUCGUCAUCUUCCUUGACUUUAUCUGGGGCCGCUUAGUUUUCGACUACUGCCAGACUCACGAUGUCAAAGACAAAUCCAACCUUCGGUUGACCCAAAUCUAG
Molecule: messenger RNA, 1281 nt
Organism: Candidozyma duobushaemuli
Lineage: Eukaryota; Fungi; Ascomycota; Pichiomycetes; Serinales; Metschnikowiaceae
Product: GPI-anchor transamidase subunit
Exons: 1
Coding region: 1-1281 (426 amino acids)
Biological process (GO): attachment of GPI anchor to protein; protein localization to cell surface
Cellular component (GO): membrane; GPI-anchor transamidase complex
Source: RefSeq, a predicted model, not a curated record